Messenger RNA from Schistocerca americana (American grasshopper), 1540 nucleotides. Its product is annotated as alpha-ketoglutarate-dependent taurine dioxygenase-like. Lineage: Eukaryota; Metazoa; Arthropoda; Insecta; Orthoptera; Acrididae. Gene Ontology annotation, molecular function: oxidoreductase activity. The record is from RefSeq and is a predicted model, not a curated record. The transcript is spliced from 5 exons. Bases 7 to 921 code for a protein of 304 amino acids.
CUUGACAUGUGGGUAACAGAUGACUGUCAAGUGUCAAAUUUAGUUGGCAGUUGGUAUUGGUACGGAAUUUUUAUGAAUUUUUCCCGAAUAUUUGGAAAAAUGGGUAAAUUUUAUGAAUUGAAGCCAAUAAAAUUAGGAUGUGAAGUUAGAGGCGUAGACCUGAAGACAGAAAACAGGCAAGAGGUUAUCGAUGAGAUAAAGAAAGAUGUUGCAGAACAUAGAAUAUUAAUAUUCAAAGAUCAAGGAGUGAUUUCUGGUCAGAGGCAUGUGGAGAUAAGCAGGUGGUUUGGAGAGCUGGAGUCAACAUUCUAUAAGCAUCCAAAAUCCCCACAUCCAGAUGUUUUCAGAGUUUCCAAUGUAGCCAAUGAAGGCUGUGUAGGGGUUGGUCGAACUGGCUGGCACAUUGAUGGUUCUUUCCAGCCAGCUCCAUUUGCCUAUUCUUUAUACCAUAUAGUGUCAGUGCCAAAGAAAGGCAACACAGUCUUUGCACCUUUGACAGAACUGAUUGAAGGCCUUAGUACUGAAAAGAGAGCAGAGUGGGAGAGAUUGUGGAUGGUCAGUGACAGACGCAGUGGUCCAAUACAUCCUCUUAUCUGCACUCAUCCAGUCACCAAGAAGAAGGUUCUUUGUUUUCAUCUUGGUAUGACAAAUAAUUAUCUGUGGGACAAAGGAACCCCUAAUGAGCGUUUUGCUACAGAGGAAGAAUUUGAUCGCAUUACGAGAGACAUACAUAACGAAUUUGUUCGGGAUGGUGGAAAAAUACAAUAUUCUCACAAGUGGGAGGCAGGAGAUUUCAUCAUUUCUGACAAUCUUGCUGUUGGUCAUGAAGCCAGCCCCGAAACACAGCUUCCACACAGCGAAGUUGGACUACGUGUCAUGCAUCGUACAACUGUCAAAGGAACGACACCUCCACAAAAGUGAACAGCUUUAUUUAUGAUACAUUCUAGAAAUUAUCUUAAAGAUUCACUGUGAUGUUUUAAAGUUGCUAGUAAAUGAAGAAAGAUUUUUAUUGUUUUAGAAGUUGCUCUCUGUCAGUGAGUUAAAUGCGGUAUAUACAUAGCGACUAUAAAGAUCAUCAAUAUCUUUCUAGACUUUGUGAAAAUUAUAAUUAAUACUUUUAUGCUUUCAUAGCUGGUUUUGUUAAUUUGCAAUGUUAAUUUAGCUUUACAAUAAUGUAGAAAUAGCAGUGCUGACUGCAUCUGUUGUAAAUUCUGUUACUAUAAAUGACCCUAAUGUAUAAGUGAAACAAAAAGUCUUGUACAGAAGCCUCUUCAACACAGUUUUAUAGACUAUUGUAUGAGUGUAACGGUGCCAAAACCUGGGGGCAGGGGGGGGGGGGGGGGGGGUGUCAUGCCAACCCCUACCUCCAACCCACAGCUCUCAGGCGAAGCAGGAAAAUACAGUCUAGUUUGGUGUUCUUCUUUCAAGAAAAUGAUGUAACAGUCAGUAUAAUGUAGCUUUCCAAUAGGAUCUAAUGAUGUAAAAGCCAGUAUAACAUAGCUUUUCAAUACGAUCAUAACUAGAUCUUUUUUAUGGCAAA